AGGUGGUUGGGGGAGGGAGUGGGGAGAGAGAGAGGGGGGGGGAGAGAGUGAGGGAGGGAGGGAGGGAGGGAGGGAAAGGGGGGGACUGGCCGAGUGUAGAGGGAGUUAGUAGGAGGGCAAUUUUAGUACUUGGUGUUGCAUCUUAGCAGCGGCAGAGCCGAGAGCCAGCUUGCGGUUUUGUUUUUUUUUUGAGAGAGAGAGAGAGAGAGAGAUUGACUAACCUGGAAUCCUGGAUCUUCAACCCUGCCAGAGGGCACUCUGGAAAGACUUCUUACACCGCCCCCCCAGGCAUCUGCCUGACCCCCUCCCCCUAACCUCACUUUGCUUGCAGCAAGGAGCGGAGCUCUGAGAUUAGACUUUUGAGGGUCCCCAACCCCCACCCCACCCCCAGGCUGCGGGUUCUGGCGCCUGACAACUUGCAAGUCUUUAGGGGGACCGGCGGCAGCGGAGAAGGAGGUGCGCGCAGGGGGGAAGCGGGCGGCUGCCUCCCAGGCUCCAGCACCGGGUGCUCCUCUGUAGACAGAAGCAGCCGCUAGUCCGGGGAGCAGCCCCCCCCACCCCCAUACAUCCCAGAGCCACCAUGCCCGCGCCCCCACCUCGCUGCUGGCUUCCCUGUUAGCGGCGUGGAGGGAUACAGGCGGAUGCACCGGCUUCACCCCGAGAGAGCAGUACCCCAAGCGGGCACAGCGCCCUGGGCACACCAUGGCCGACGCAGACGAGGGCUUUGGCUUGGCACACACACCCCUGGAGCCAGACUCAAAAGAUCUACCGUGUGACUCAAAACCCGAGAGUGUUCUGGGGGUCCCCAGCAAGUCCCCUUCCUCGCCACAAGCCGCUUUCACCCAGCAGGGCAUGGAAGGGAUCAAGGUGUUUCUCCAUGAGCGUGAGCUGUGGCUGAAAUUCCACGAAGUGGGCACAGAAAUGAUCAUCACCAAGGCUGGAAGGCGGAUGUUCCCCAGUUACAAGGUGAAGGUGGCUGGCCUCAACCCCAAGACCAAGUACAUUCUCCUCAUGGACAUAGUUCCAGCCGACGAUCACAGAUACAAGUUCGCAGAUAAUAAAUGGUCCGUGACAGGCAAAGCGGAGCCAGCCAUGCCUGGCCGUCUCUAUGUGCACCCCGACUCCCCAGCCACUGGGGCGCACUGGAUGAGGCAGCUGGUCUCCUUUCAGAAGCUCAAGCUCACCAACAACCACCUGGACCCGUUCGGGCAUAUUAUUCUAAAUUCCAUGCACAAGUACCAGCCCAGAUUACACAUUGUGAAAGCGGAUGAAAAUAAUGGAUUUGGCUCCAAAAACACUGCAUUCUGUACCCACGUUUUCCCAGAGACGGCGUUCAUUGCGGUGACCUCCUACCAGAAUCACAAGAUCACCCAACUGAAGAUCGAGAACAAUCCUUUCGCCAAAGGGUUCCGGGGCAGCGAUGACAUGGAGCUACACAGAAUGUCAAGAAUGCAGAGUAAAGAAUACCCAGUGGUUCCCAGGAGCACAGUGAGACAAAAGGUGUCCUCCAACCACAGUCCCUUCAGCAGUGAGCCCCGCACGCUCUCCGCUUCAUCCAACUUGGGGUCGCAGUAUCAGUGUGAGAAUGGGGUGUCUGGCCCCUCCCAGGACCUCCUGCCCCCACCCAACCCAUACCCGCUGGCCCAGGAACACAGCCAGGUCUACCACUGCACCAAGAGAAAAGAUGAGGAGUGCUCCACCACAGACCACCCCUACAAGAAGCCCUACAUGGAAACAUCGCCCAGUGAGGAGGACCCCUUCUUCCGCUCUGGCUAUGGCCCGCAGCAGGGCCUGGGUGCCUCCUACAGGACAGAGUCAGCCCAGCGGCAAGCCUGCAUGUAUGCCAGCGCAGCGGCGCCCAGCGAACCGGUGCCCAGCCUGGAGGACAUUAGCUGCAACACGUGGCCUGCCAUGCCCUCCUACAGCAGCUGUACCGUCACCCCUGUGCCACCUGUCGAGCGGCUGCCCUACCAGCACUUCUCCGCCCACUUCACCUCUGGGCCUCUGGUGCCCCGGCUGGCCGGCAUGGCCAACCACGGCUCCCCACAGCUGGCCGAGGGCAUGUUCCAGCACCAGGCUGCUGUGGCCCACCAGCCCGUGGGCAGGCAGUGUGGGCCCCAGACUGGCCUUCAGUCUCCCGGUGGCGGGCUGCAGCCCUCAGAAUUCCUCUACCCCCACGGGGUGCCCCGGACCCUGUCCCCGCACCAGUACCACCCCGUGCACGGUGUAGGCAUGGUGCCAGAGUGGAGCGAGAACAGCUAAAGCUGGGUCCGAGUCCCAACAGACAUAUGGAGAGAGAGAGAGAGAGAGAGAGAGAGAGAGAGAGAGAGAGGGAGAGAGAGAGAGAGAAUGAACACUGCCAUGAUGGACAGGAUUUGAUUUUUUUUUUUUUUUGCCUAUGUGCCCACUCUCCAUGCCUGCACUUGGGGCUUGGGAUGCUGAUUCAAUCAGUUGCUUUGGAAAACCACCAUUCAAAAACAAGGGGGGGGGGGUUGGAACUGGCUGUUCUAGUCCUGAGAACAGGGCGCCCUAUCCCUCUGAAGCCGCCAUGUGCACCUGCUUUUGGGUGUCUCCCUAGGCAUAGCAGCCUUGUCACUUGGGCAUGUCUCUCCUUCCUCCUCACCCCGGCAUGCAGUGGGCCCGUCAGUUUGAAUGUUGACCUUGUUAUAUAAUAAAUAAUAAUAUAUAUAUACAUAUAUAUAUGUAUUUUUUCCCCCUUUCAAUUCCCUUCAUGGGACCCAGUCCCUUCCUUCUUGGGGGCUUCCAGGAGGAGACAAGGAUCUUCCAAACUACAUACUUGUGGGGUUUCCCUCCAGGACAGCUCACUUCCCCACACCCUCCCCCCAAAACUGAAAUUUGUCCCUCCCACUUUGCCUUGAGUAAGAAAUGACCUACCUCUGCCACGUGAUGUUUCUGCCAAGAGCCCCCCCAUGUUCCAGCCUUUCUCUGCCCUUUCUCCCCCUUGCCCAGCGUCAUGGAGCUCUGGGUCACCUUCUCCUCCACCUCCCUCCUCACCCCCCAGGCCUUGGGGAGUCAGGAGAAUGCCCCAGCCCAGCCAGCUGGUGCCCUAUCUCAGCCCGCGUCCUCCCAGCCGCCUGGCCUGUUGCUCCGCUGUGGCCUAUGGGCUUCCAGGCCGGAAAGCUUGCUUCUGCAGACUUAAAAAGCCCAGCUUUGCACAUGGGCUUGGGGGCAUGUGAUAAGGGGUCAGGAGCAGUGCUGCUGGCGGAAGAUAUGACAGAGGCCUGAGGGGAGACAAAGCCACCCCCCAGCCCCACCUCUCUCUGAGCAAGCCCUCCCUAACCCCUACCCCCAUAAAACAGGACCCCAUCUGGGUGCAAAACGAACUCUGGGCUUCCAGAAGGAAGAGGCAGACACACUUCCCGCCUAGUUCUCUCCAAAGAGAUAGUUGCCCCAUCACCCAAUGCCAACCCUGAACUGUGGUUUUGAUGGGACUUCAGAAAAACAAAACCAAACACACAGACACACAAUCAAAAACCACAGUAUCAAAGGAAAAAAAAGUGUGUAAGUAAAACAUUUUGCAGGGUCCUUCAGAUGUAAUAUUUUUUACUGGUACUAUUUAUUUAUAAAUAGGAAUUCUAAUUAAGUAAUACCGGGAAAUGAAUCCCUCAUGGGAGCUGGCCCAGAAACUUUUAAUUUUAUUGAUAUUAGAAAUCCAAGUUUGCCUUUUUUUCUUUCUUUCAUCAAAUGUGCUUUCCUUUCUUGAUUAAAAAAAAGAUUUUUUUUUCCUUUUA
This is a messenger RNA of Erinaceus europaeus (western European hedgehog), 3752 nucleotides long. It is a transcript of the gene TBX5, whose product is annotated as T-box transcription factor 5. The record is from RefSeq and is a predicted model, not a curated record. The transcript is spliced from 9 exons. Gene Ontology annotation, molecular function: DNA-binding transcription factor activity, RNA polymerase II-specific; RNA polymerase II cis-regulatory region sequence-specific DNA binding. Lineage: Eukaryota; Metazoa; Chordata; Mammalia; Eulipotyphla; Erinaceidae. The coding region runs from base 703 to 2262 and encodes 519 amino acids. Gene Ontology annotation, cellular component: nucleus. Gene Ontology annotation, biological process: cell fate specification; regulation of transcription by RNA polymerase II; positive regulation of DNA-templated transcription.